AUGAAAACCUUACAACCUGUAAAUCUGUUUGUGGUUGUUGUGUUGAUUUCUUGUUUUGCAUGGACAGUCAGAUGUUUUUCUCAAACUAAACCUGUCGAUUUCAAACUAACCACACUGUUGGGAGAAAUGUACGGAGAGGGAGUCAAGGCCACUCAAGUUGGCAUGACUUUCCCACUUGGCGUUGCUGUUUCACCAUUGAAUGGGAAUGUCUAUUUCUCUGACAUGUACAAUCAUCAGGUAAGAUAUGUUGAUUCGAAUGGUUUUUCACAUCUCGCUGCUGGAUCACCAACUUUGGCAGCAGGAGAAAGCAGUUAUUUCACUCUCGCUAAUGAUACAUUGUUGACACCGAGUAGUGUUGCUCUGAAUUCGAAUGGAGAACUGUAUAUUGCUGAAUAUGCUCGAAUUCGAAAGGUUUAUUUUAAUUCUACCAUCAACAAUUACAACAUGGUUACAUUCGCAGGUGGUGGAUUCGACUCUUCAUCUUCUGGUGUUUCUCCAUUAUCUGUUUCAUUGAAUCAACCAAGAUGUGUCGUUCCAGUUUCGAAUGGUGAUGUUUUUAUUUGUGAUACCUACAAUUAUAGAAUUAGAAAGGUUGUCAAUGGAAUCAUUUACAAUAUUGUUGGUAGUGGUGUGAAGGGAAACAGUGCUGAGGGAUCUUUGGCUUUAUAUUCGAAUGUUGGUGAAGUUUGGGCGAUUGUCUUCAAUCCUGUGAGUGGUGAAAUGUAUUUCUCUGAUUUUGACAAUAAUGCAAUCAAGUACAUUGCAAAUAAUGGCAGUGUUUAUACCUAUGUUUCGUCUUUUGGACCUAAAGGAAUCGUAUUUGAUUCGAAUGGAGAUUUGUAUGUGGCAGAAGCAACUUACGAUCAAAUUGUUAAAUUUUCAAAUGGUGUACGAACUGUUAUUGCCAAUAAUGCAGGAAUUACUCCAGGAUUUAGUGGAGAUGGAGGAAAUGCAUUAAAUGCAACUUUUCAUGGAAUUACAAGUUUAGCCAUUUAUGGAAAAAAAUUAUAUAUUGCUGAUGCUUCAAAUAACAGAAUUCGACACAUUAACUUGACAACCAACAUUAUCAACACCAUAGCAGGAGAUGGCUCUGAAAUCUAUACAGGUGGCACCUCUGGCUACCAAUCCACAAUAGCUCUUAAAAGACCCUAUACCUCCUUCUAUAAUAAUCAAACAGAUGAAUUACUAAUUGCCGAUACCAAUAAUUAUAGAGUGUUGAGAGUAAAUUCAUUGAGUAAUAUUGAAAGUAGUUCACUCAUUGAAACAGUGGCUGGUGUUGUAGGUCUUGUUCAAGAUGAUAUUGAUGGUAAAUUGGGAAAUGAAACUGCGUUGAAUUAUCCUUAUUCUGUUACGCAAUCUGAAAUAUCAGGAGAUGUGUUUAUUGGAACAACCUUUAAAAUAUUGAAAGUUUCAAAGAAGGAUAAAAGAGUUUCGACAGUGGCAGGUUCAGUUUCAACCUUGGCAGGUGACAAUUUCAAUUCGAUUGCCUCCCAAUUGAAUGAACCAGCUGGUUUGGCGUUUGCUAUAAAUGGUGAUUUGUACAUUUGUGAUUCAAUUAAUCAUGCAAUUCGUAAGAUUGACCACGAAACUGGAAUUAUUUCAACAAUUGCUGGAAAUGGAAUAGCUGGUUUUAAAGAUGGAAAUGCAUCAAUUGCACAAUUCAAUUCAAAUUUAGGAUUAUCUGUUCUUCCAAAUGGUGAUUUGCUUAUUGCUGACUACAAUAACAAUAGAAUAAGAAAAUAUUUGGCAAGUAGCAAACAAGUUUUAACUAUUGCUGGAGGAUUAGCUGGAUAUUCUGGAGAUGGUCAAUUGGCAACAAGUGCCCAAUUGAAUCAUCCAACAGAUGUUGCUUAUAACGCUAGUACAGGUGAUGUUUUCAUUGCUGAUUUUGGAAAUAAGGUUAUUAGAAAGAUUUCGAAUAGUACUGGAAUAAUUUCAACAAUUGCAGGAAGUGGUCUCUCUGAAUAUAAUGGCGAUGCAAUGCCAGCUUCCAUUUCAAAUAUUUCACCUUACGGACUUUCCAUUCAUCCAAUUACAGGUGAGCUCUUCAUCUCAGAUAGUGUGAAUUAUCUUAUCAGAAAAAUUAAUGUCAACAAUCAAAUUAUUUACAAUGUAGCUGGUGUGAAUGGAACUUCCAUUUGGAGUACAACUGGUUUGGCCAACUCGACUUCUCUCGGUUCUUUAGGAUUCAUUACAUUCUCACCAAAAGGAGAUUUAUUUAUUGCAAAGGACAAAAUGUCAUAA
Naegleria gruberi is the source of this 2244-nucleotide messenger RNA. RefSeq lists its product as uncharacterized. Gene Ontology annotation, molecular function: protein binding. The transcript has a single exon. NCBI's taxonomy places the organism in Eukaryota, Heterolobosea, Eutetramitea, Acrasida, Naegleriidae. The coding region runs from base 1 to 2244 and encodes 747 amino acids. The record is from RefSeq and is a predicted model, not a curated record.